AUUGGAGUCGGGUUGAGCCAUAAAUUCCCACCGCGCCCUAGCGCGUUCUCUUCCUUGAGGCACCCAUGCCGUUACAGUGAGUGUCGUAGCAGUUCCCCGUCGUGGUCCUUCGGUCGGUGCUUCUCGCGUGGUGCGGAGCGAGGCUGCGAUCUGUAUCUGUGGACCUAAAUGUCGACCCUUCGCUGCAGAUCGACAUACCUGAUGCACUAAGUGAGCGAGACAAGGUCAAGUUCACAGUGCACACCAAGACCACACUGCCCACGUUUCAGAGUCCAGAGUUUUCUGUCACGAGGCAACAUGAAGACUUUGUGUGGCUGCACGACACCCUCAUUGAAACGCCAGACUACGCUGGGCUUAUUGGUGGACAGCGAUAUGCUCAUGGUCCCCAUUCCUGCUGCAGAUCCCUCCCGCUCCUACGAAGCCAGACUUUGACAGCCCUCGUGAGAAGAUGCAGAAGCUGGGAGAGGGGGAAGGGUCCAUGACCAAAGAGGAAUUCGCCAAGAUGAAGCAGGAGUUGGAGGCGGAGUACCUUGCUGUCUUUAAGAAGACCGUGUCCUCCCAUGAGGUCUUCCUGCAGCGGCUGUCCUCUCACCCUGUCCUCAGUAAAGACCGCAACUUCCACGUGUUCCUGGAGUACGACCAGGAUCUCAGCGUCAGGCGGAAGAACACCAAAGAGGUGUUUGGUGGGUUUUUCAAGAGCGUGGUGAAGAGUGCCGACGAGGUUCUCUUUUCUGGAGUUAAGGAAGUGGAUGACUUCUUCGAGCAGGAGAAGAACUUCCUGGUGAACUAUUACAACAGGAUCAAGGACUCCUGUGGCAAAGCCGACAAGAUGACCAGGGCACACAAAAGUGUCGCCGAUGACUACAUCCACACAGCAGCCUGCCUGCAGAGCCUGGCCCUGGAGGAGCCCACCGUCAUCAAGAAGUACCUAUUGAAGGUUGCUGAGCUAUUUGAAAAACUUCGGAAAGUGGAGGGUCGCGUGUCGUCAGACGAAGACCUGAAGCUGACGGAGCUGCUCCGGUACUACAUGCUCAACAUUGAGGCGGCCAAGGACCUCCUAUACAGGCGAACCAAAGCCCUCAUUGACUACGAGAACUCGAACAAAGCCCUGGACAAGGCCCGACUAAAGAGCCGUGAUGUGAAGACCGCUGAGGCGCACCAGCAGCAGUGCUGUCAGAAGUUUGAGCAGCUCUCAGAGUCCGCGAAGGAAGAACUGGUGAACUUCAAACGGAAGAGAGUGGCUGCAUUUAGGAAGAAUCUGAUCGAGAUGUCAGAGCUGGAAAUCAAGCAUGCAAGAAACAACGUCUCUCUCCUGCAGAGCUGCAUCGACUUGUUCAAGAGCAACUGACCACUUGGCCCUUGCCUGCCUCGGGGGAGGAGAGUUGCACUUCUGUCACUGCUGUAGAGCAUUAGCUUUGACUUUAGCCUCCAAUUAUGUGAAUAAAUACUCUGAUUUCUAAAAAUCUUUUAACACUUAACCAUGUUGGUUCAAACAUUUUUAUUGCAUGCUACUUGGAUAUGACUAAUGUUUCCUCCUACAUUAAUACCUCGGUGUGGCAGCCCCCAAACACUGGACUCUCCUGUCCCCCAGGAGGUGGGGAGCUGUGGGCGCACAGGUGCAGUCCCCAGCCCGCAUGCCCCAGUCGAGUCCAUGCUGCAGGAGGUGCUUCCCACACCCACCAGUCGGCUUCAUGGUGGAGAUGGCCGGAGGGAGAGCCCUCCCUGGUGGCGGGAACUGUGUGUCUGGGCUGCUGUUUUUUUAUACAGUGUAAAAUAAAACAAGAAAUCCUGCU
Cavia porcellus (domestic guinea pig) is the source of this 1793-nucleotide messenger RNA. It is a transcript of the gene Snx5, whose product is annotated as sorting nexin 5. The coding region runs from base 449 to 1348 and encodes 299 amino acids. The transcript has 13 exons. Gene Ontology annotation, molecular function: dynactin binding; phosphatidylinositol binding. The record is from RefSeq and is a predicted model, not a curated record. NCBI's taxonomy places the organism in Eukaryota, Metazoa, Chordata, Mammalia, Rodentia, Caviidae. Gene Ontology annotation, cellular component: endosome. Gene Ontology annotation, biological process: pinocytosis; retrograde transport, endosome to Golgi; intracellular protein transport.